AAGUCCCCAUAGUUCUCCUUCUCAUACACCAACGAGGCAUGGACGGAGUACAGCAUGUGGGGGGAGAGGAAGAAACCCAGACUUCCUAAUGGAAAUACAGUUAAGCAAGGUGAAAUUCCAGCAUGAGGUAUACCCUCCAGGUGGUGCAGAAGGUGAAUCCAGUCUCUUGGAGCAGCCAGUGUCACGGCAGGUUUUUAUUGUUCAAGACCUGGAGAUUAGAGAUCGCUUAGCUACGUCACAGAUGAAUAAAUUUCUCUAUCUCUACUGCAGUAAGGAGAUGCCCAGAAAAGCGCAUUCAAAUAUGUUAACAGUUAAAGCACUACAUGUCCGUCCAGAGUCUGGCAGAUCACCCCAGGAAUGUUGUUUACGUGUUUCACUGAUGCCACUUCGCCUCAAUAUUGACCAGGAUGCCUUGUUUUUCCUGAAGGAUUUUUUCACUAGCCUGUCUACAGAAGUAGAACUCCUAAUUACUCCAGAUCCUGAAGUUAAAAAGUCUCCAGGUGCUGAAGUUACGUGUAGUUUGCCCAGGCAUGUCAGCAGCCUUAAGGACCCAAGUCCAGUCAUUUCUUUCUCAUCACACAAGCAAGCAAAUGAAAAUGGUAGCAUUGAUUCUGUGGAUGUGGUUAAUGGAGAUGAUCAUAAUUUCUCACAAGAAGUGACAUCAUACAGUGAUCAGCCAGUAUUUUUCAGAGAAUUUCGUUUUACAUCAGAAGUUCCAAUACGACUUGAUUACCACGGCAAACAUGUGUCAAUGGAUCAGGGGACACUGGCUGGGAUUCUUAUCGGGCUUGCUCAGUUAAACUGCUCAGAAUUAAAGCUGAAGAGACUUUGUUACAGACAUGGUUUGUUAGGUGUGGAUAAAUUGUUCUCCUAUGCCAUCAGUGAAUGGCUUAAUGAUAUAAAGAAAAACCAGCUACCAGGAAUUUUGGGAGGAGUAGGGCCUAUGCAUUCGCUAGUGCAGUUAGUCCAAGGUCUGAAAGAUUUAGUGUGGUUACCAAUAGAGCAGUACCGAAAGGAUGGCCGUAUUGUAAGAGGUUUUCAAAGAGGAGCAGCUUCUUUUGGUACUUCCACUGCGAUGGCAGCACUGGAGCUAACAAACAGAAUGGUUCAGACUAUACAGGCAGCUGCAGAAACUGCAUAUGACAUGGUUUCACCAGGGCCUACUUUUAUUGAAGCAAAAAAAAUCAAACGAUUCCCUCGCCAUCGUUUAGCUCAUCAGCCAGUAGACCUACGGGAAGGUGUAGCCAAAGCAUACAGUGUUGUAAAAGAGGGGAUUACGGACACAGCACAAACCAUCUAUGAGACUGCUGCUCGUGAGCAUGAAAACAGAGGAGUAACUGGAGCAGUAGGAGGAGUCCUCCGCCAAAUUCCACCAACUGUGGUGAAACCUUUCAUUGUUGCAACAGAGGCAACCUCAAAUGUUCUAGGUGGAAUGAGAAACCAGAUCAGGCCAGAUGUGCGUCAAGAAGAGUCUCAGAAGUGGCGCCUUGGGGAAGAUUAAGAUUAUAAAUCUGGCUCAGCAGGCAGGUAGCAAGGCUGGAAAUGCAGAAGAUUGCCCCUUGGCAGCUUUAGAUGUCAUGCUCAUCUCAGGAACAAAUGAGGUUUUCAGCUACUAUUAGCAAAACAUCCAACCAAAAAUAUUUAUGAAGUGAAAAGCAAAUUGGUACUUGCUUAUACUAUGUGUUACCAAUAAUUUGGUAGAUAGUGCCAAACAUAGCAAAGCAUGCGCUGCCAACUCAGAGACAUGCUUGCUCUAUUCUGUUUACCAUAUUUUUCCUUGGUAGAUUUAACAUCUGAAGCAGUAGCCUGUAUGGUGAAACUAAGUAUACUUUAAAGAUAUUUGCUGAGCAUAGUCAAAGAACUGUCUUCAAUAAAGGGCUCUGCAGAUGCUCUUCACUGACUAAAGGACAAAAGCUUUCAUUUUGGAUAUGAGACAUGAAGGCUAUGUAAUAUGGAAGCAGAUAAGAUAAUAUCGUUUAGUGGUCAUAAGCAUCGCUUUCAGCGUGGCACUUACAGCAAGGGCAAGCUUGAUAAACCAUUCAGAAUUUAGAUUCAGUGUUGAUACACGUAUUAACAGGAUUUGUUCCUAAAUAUUAAAUACCUACUUUUGUGGGUCUUUGAAGAACCUGAAUGUUGCAGAAAUGUUCUGUUGUGUUGCACUUUAAAGGAUAUUGCCUGUAUAUUGUGCUUUUUUUAUAGUGUGAAUAAAAUGUAAUGUGCAUUA
This is a messenger RNA of Phaethon lepturus (White-tailed tropicbird), 2224 nucleotides long. Its product is annotated as autophagy-related protein 2 homolog B-like. The transcript has 11 exons. The record is from RefSeq and is a predicted model, not a curated record. NCBI's taxonomy places the organism in Eukaryota, Metazoa, Chordata, Aves, Phaethontiformes, Phaethontidae. Gene Ontology annotation, cellular component: phagophore assembly site; extrinsic component of membrane. Gene Ontology annotation, biological process: autophagosome assembly; autophagy of mitochondrion; piecemeal microautophagy of the nucleus. The annotation marks the transcript as partial. Gene Ontology annotation, molecular function: phosphatidylinositol-3-phosphate binding.